AUGUCAAUCACGAUAAAUCCGGCUAGCACGAAGCCCCCUACGAGGGACAACGCCAAUCCUCCGGCGCAUCUUCCCGUUGCCAAAGAUGAGAAACAACAUCCGUCCAAGGCUGGUGGCGAGAAUGCUUCCGUCUAUUUUGUUGGGACUGCAACGACAAUCUUAGAAUGGGAGGGAACUCGAGUUUUGACCGAUCCGAACUUUCUUCAUGCCGGCGACCACGUCCAUCUCGGCCCAGGCGUCUCCAGUACUCGUCGAACUAACCCAUCCGUGGAUUUGCAUGAUCUCCCCCGGAUUGACCUCGUUCUUCUUUCGCAUUAUCACGCCGACCAUUUCGAUCAAGAGGUCGAAGCGAGUCUCCGUCGUGAUCUACCUAUCGUCAGUACCAGCCACGCUAAAAAGGCAUUGUCAUCCAAGGGCGACGAUCCAUUUACGAAUGUCCACGACCUGGAGCCAUUUCACCAACUGAUGGUCGAUGUCAACGAGGAUACGGUGCAAAAGCAGCCCCGAAUUCGAGUCACCGGUAUGCCUGGAAAACAUGUCGCUGGUCCAAUAGAGAAAUUAAAUGAAUAUGUUUCUGCUAUUCCUCCAACAAACGGCUGGAUGGUCGAACUGGGAUACGAAACGAACAACACAUUCAACACCGGCUACCGCAUCUACAUUUCCGGCGAUACAUUGAUGGUAAACGACCUCAAGGAAAUCCCUAAAUGCUAUCCCGACCACCCCAUCGAUUUGAUGCUCGUUCACCUCGGCGGGACGACAGUGCCAUCGCCAACGAUGUCCCCUCUGGCAGUGAUGGUGACGAUGGACGCCAAGCAGGGGGUUGAAUUGUUGCGGCUGAUAAAGCCGGACGUGACGAUUCCAAUUCAUUACGACGAUUAUGAGGUGUUCGCGAGUCCGCUGGAGGACUUCCAGAAGCUCGUUCAGCAGGAAGGGCUAGGUGGGGGUGUGGUGUAUUUGAAUCGAGGGGAGAAGUAUCAGUUCUGUGUUAGGUCGUAG
Messenger RNA from Aspergillus glaucus CBS 516.65, 996 nucleotides. Its product is annotated as MBL fold metallo-hydrolase. The transcript is spliced from 5 exons. NCBI's taxonomy places the organism in Eukaryota, Fungi, Ascomycota, Eurotiomycetes, Eurotiales, Aspergillaceae. The record is from RefSeq and is a predicted model, not a curated record. The coding region runs from base 1 to 996 and encodes 331 amino acids.